AUGGAGACGGAAUCGACGAAGACUCUCACUUUCAAGUGGGAGAUAGACAACUUUUCCAACAGGAACGGUUUGAUUGAGUCUGAUAUUUUCUCAAGCGGCGGCUGCGAAUGGUGCCUUGAAGUGUAUCCCAAGGGAAAUUAUGUGGAUGAUCACUUGGCUCUGUUCCUGUCCGUUGCGAAACCUGGAUCAUUGCUACCUGGAUGGAGAAGACGAGCUACUUAUCACUUCGUUUUGUUGAAUCAAUCUGGCAAAGUUCUCGCCAGAACAGCUGAAGAACGUAGAUCGUUCAGCGCUGAGGUCUCAUGCUGGGGUUAUCAAAGAAUGUUGCCUCUUAGCAAGCUUCAAGAAGAAGGGUCUCUUAAGAACAAUAAACUAACCAUUCAAGUCUACAUUAACCUAGUUGAAGUUAUUCAUGAAGGGAAAUCAACUGAGAAUGAAAUGGUAGCUGUCAGUGGUUUCCAUGUUCUUAAUACUCAGGUUAUUUCAGUGAGCAAGAUUUUCGCACAGCACCCAGACGUUGCAGUGGGUAUCAGAUCAGAUAUCAAGGAGGUGAAGACAGCUUACAUGAAUAUUCUCCUCGGCCUCAUCGAGACACUAGGAAAGCCUCCUCAGAGCUUGUCGGAGACUGAGAUUAACAACGCCGACAGCGACUUGAGAGAGCUAACAGAAGCGGGCUUUAAGCUGGAUUGGUUGAAGUCAAAGCUUGAGGAGGUUUCCUUGGAGAGGAAGAAAGCAGUUUCAUUUUACUCGUGUAGGUUCAUAGAUUUUUUGAUAAGGAGAUUCUUUCUGUCUUGCUUCUUAAUCUCAAAACACUAA
Messenger RNA from Eutrema salsugineum, 816 nucleotides. RefSeq names its product MATH domain and coiled-coil domain-containing protein At2g42460. The transcript has 4 exons. Gene Ontology annotation, molecular function: protein binding. Bases 1 to 816 code for a protein of 271 amino acids. The record is from RefSeq and is a predicted model, not a curated record. NCBI's taxonomy places the organism in Eukaryota, Viridiplantae, Streptophyta, Magnoliopsida, Brassicales, Brassicaceae.